UAGUUGGAGAAAUACUGGACAUCACAUUACAUACAAAAGAAGAACUGUUCAAUUCAUUUGGCAAAUUCAUCAUGGAAACAAACAGACUUUAGAUGUUAAUUAAAUGAAAAUUUAAAAUUGUACCUAUUGAAAAUGCAGCAAGAGAAAACUACAGCACAUAGAUGGAAACGACUACAACAGUCGUCUCAGCACCUUGAGACCAUAGGCGACAACGACCAUUGUGUACACACCGGUCUUACUGACAAUAACGUAGUGACGUCACCAUCUAUGCGACAACGACGCCAUAAUUAGAUACAACAACAACAACAAAAGCCAUAUUGUCACUAGCAGGCAGUAGAGCUUGAAAAUUUCGCGCUAAACGCAAACGGAGACCAUCAAUAUCGUGCUAUUUUUCUAUAGUUUUUCAUAUAGUUUUAUCGAAAGCAUGUGUCACUUGUGAUUUUUAUUCGGCAUGGUUCAGUGUGCUGCUUUCGGAUGCAAAGAGCGUCCGGGGAAAGGAAACCAUGGAUUUUUUAGUUUUCCCUCGGACGAUAUUACUCGUAAAAAAUGGAUCAAGGCAGUCCAUUCGAGGAGGAUAAUUGAUGGGAAAGUGGUUGAUUUCAAACCUAGUAAGUGUUCUAAAUUGUGCUCGAAGCAUUUUGAAGACAGUUGUUUUGUUCACCCUCCAAGUGUUAUGGCUAGUGUUGGAAUGGAGUUCAGGCUCUUGCUCAAAGCUGGUGCUUUUCCAACCAUAUUUCCUGAAACUGACAAGUACAAAGCUUCAAAGAAACGGCCACUGAAUCCCAACGACCUUGGACCAGUGAAGCAAAAACGAGAGAAGUAUGGGGCGUUUGCCAAAAGGAACCAGAAACCGUUCACCAAGAUGAGUUCAUCAAAGACAGCUUUGCAAGGUUACAAAGUGUCAGAAAAUGGUGUGCUUAAAGAUUUUAAGAUUGAACUAUUGGACAAUCCUAGCUUUGACUCAAGUAUGAGAGUUAUAAAAAGUAUAUAUAUAAAGAACAUAUCAGAUUUAUCACAUGGGAGUUUACAGAACACAUCAGAGCUAUCACAUGGGAGUUUACAGAACACAUCAGAGCUAUCACAUGGAAAUUUGCAGAACAUAUCAGAGAUAUCACCUGUGGAUGAACAGAACAUAUCAGAUAUAUCACAUGGGAAUACACAGAACAUAUCACAUGGUAAUGUACAACAGCCUGAGAUCAAAGUCUCUGAACAAUCUUUACUCACCGAGUUUAAGAUUGAAAUAUCCGAAGAUUCUGGCUUUGACACUGUAAGCUCAAGUAUGAUGGUUAAUAAAGUUUGUCAUAUAAAGAACAUAUCAGAACUAUCGCAUGGGAAUUUACCAAACAUGUCAGAGCAAUUAAAUGGGAAUUUUCAGAAUGUGUCAGAGAUAUCACAUGGAAAUGAACAAAAGCCAUAUAUUACUACAUCUGAUAAUAAACAGUUUGCUGAGAAUACAAGUGCAAUGAAUUUGAUGAUGACUUCUUUUGCCUUCAAGACAGAACAGAACAACUACUGUGAUGGACCUUCCUAUAAUUGUGAAAACCUCAAUGGAGAUGAUUGCCUCUUAAGAAAUGUUUCAUCUACAGUCAAGUUGGAUGAACACUCAUCAUUUCCUAAACAGCUGCUGGUUAGCAGAGAAAAUGUGGAAGGUCCCUGCUUGCAUUUUGAGGUAACAUCUGAUGCUGGGUCAACCACUGAAGAUGCUGACGUCUGUGUAGAUGAUGAUAUCAACGAAAGUCAAGAGACCCCAUGUUUACUGCUCCAAGAGAAUGAUCAGAAUUUUGAAAAAGAUACUAGAGGUUGUGUUAAUUUAGGUGUGGAAUUCCAGAGAUGGUCGCAGUUAAAACAUCAGAACAAUUGCAAAUCGCAUCAUGCUUUUGCAAAACUUUUAUUGGACAAGUUCAUAGAGUGGGAAGAUGAAACAACAAAACGCGUUGGAACAGGUAAUAAAAACACCAACACUGAUGCUGAGAAAAGCCAAACCAGUGGGUUCAUUAUGUCUGGAGAAGAAACCACAAAGCAUGGUGGAAUAAGUAAUAAAAACAGCAGCGCUAGUGCUGUCCAAAGCAAAACCAGUGGGUCAAGUUCCAAGAAGUCGCCCUAUGUGGGCUGCACACUGAGCGGUCUGCCCAUCAUGCAGGCAUUCAAAGCCCAGUUCACAGAGCCCACGGGAGGGUCCGUGUCACAGAGAUGUGGUAUAUUCCUUAUAGUUCCGUUUGUUCCGGCAACUGGAUCCAAUGUGGUAGAUAUGACCCCGCUGUUAGCAACCAGAGAAGCUGUGGUAGACUCCAGUGUUUACCUACGAGAGUUGAUGUCAGAUAAAGCAGUCAUUGAGAAUGAACAUAUUGAUGCCACCAUAGACAACAAAAACCUGGAAAGAAAAUGUAAACAAGAUAUCAUUAAUAAGAAAGAUCUGGAUGAUUUAUUGAGUGAUACAUUGACGCUAGAAGCCAUUACAGAUGCCACCAGUAUGACUUUACAAGCUCCUAACAUGAACAAUUGGGCGAAGAAAAGGAAGCGAAAAAUGUCAACCACUUUUGAAGACCCUAAAUGUGAAAUAUCUGAUGAAAACCCGUAUUUAGGACUGAAUGACAAAGAAUGUGACUUUGAAUUAUCAGAUGAAAACAGUGACUCUGCCUUGUCUGACAAGGAGGGUCAGUCCAUUAAUGAAAGCUGUCAGAAAGAAAUGAAACUGCUGGAAAACUUCAUUCAGAACAAAUCCAAAGUAAGAUACCUUGAUGAAGAGGAUGAAAAGCUUGAUAAGAAGUUUGAGUUUCGAAGAAAAAGUACACGAUUAAGAUCAAAGGGCUAUCGACCUGACUUUAAAGCUCUGGAAUUACCAGAUGAUUCAGACGAAGAAACAAAUGAUAAACAUUUUGGUGAUUUGGCAAAAAAUGGUUCAAGUGAAGAUGAUAUUAUCGUUGAUGACAUUACAGAUACUAAAAUGUCAGAGACUGAAGAAGACCCUGACUUUGAAAUAUCUGAUGAAAACCCUGACUUUGGAGCAUCUGACAAAGAAUCUGACACUGAACUAUCAGAAGCCGACCCUGACUUUCAAUUGCAGCUUAAUAGUGAAGAUGAUGAAUUAUUUGAAUCCAGAGAUUAUACAAUUAAACAGAAAGUUGUAUCAUCUAAGAAUCCUUGUGCCAGAAAAGUACCCAAAGUUAAAAAGAAAAAGAUCAUGAUAGAAACAUGUGUUGGAAUCACAGAUGACAUGAAAAUGAAACUUAAAAGUGAGUUGAAAUGGAAAUCAAUAAAGCUUGAAGACCAUGCAGACAAAUACACUGUUGUGAAAGUACCAUCUGUUUCUCAGAAAGAUCGGAAUCUUGAUGUUUUUGAGGAACUGUUUUCAUGUUUAGUUUGUAAAGGCUUCAAAGCACAGGACAAGACAGCGUUUGAGGAACACAUUGAAGAACAUGUGAAUGGAAUUCUUCGCUGCAGAAUUUGUGACUAUGAAUCCAACAACCAAGCUGAUGUAAAAAAGCAUCAAAAGGAUGCUCAUCCUAACUUGACAAAGAGGUUAGUCAUCAUGGGUUAUAGCUGUGAACUGUGUGGAGUAGAAUUCACAGGGCUAGAAGCAUAUAGAAAUCACAUGGCUAAACAACACAAUGAAGCUAGGUGGAAUUGUAGCCAGUGUGAAGCUGUUUAUUUCAAGCAGAGUGAGCUUAAAAAACAUAAGUGUGAAGUUCACCCCGAAAUUAUGGCAUACUGUAAAAAGUGCAAGUUGCGUUUCUUAGACAUGACUAAGGAUUGUUAUGAGCAACAUGUAGCAAAUUGCCAAGGCGCAUCAGAAGACAAUGUGAAAAAAGGCUGGCUUUGUCAUGAUUGUGGAAAACUGAUCAACUCUAAGAAUGAUCUCACUCAACACAUAAAACAUGUGCACUGCAACAUUCGAGACUUCCAGUGCCCAAAAUGUUCCUACACUGCAAAAUCUUCAAGCAAAAUCAAGUAUCACAUGAGGACUCAUGAUGGUAUCAAACCGUACAAAUGUGACCAAUGCACAAUGAGCUUUGUUCAGCCGUUCCAGCUGACCUCCCACAUGCGCACGCACACAGGGACCAAGCCAUUUAAGUGUGACCAAUGCAGCUAUGCGGCUGCGUGGAAUGUUCAGCUUAAGGAGCAUCGGGGAAUCCACAGCUUACCGACUGCCAUCAAGUGUGUGGCCUGCAAUGUCCUGUUCAAGAACGCUAAAGUGCUGAAUGCUCACAACAAGAAGGAGCACCCCAGUUGAUGCCAUUUGAGCCUGUUCUGGGCAAACUGGGCUUAAUGCAUCUAUGUAAAGGAUAAUCCCAGAUAAGCCUGUGUAGUCUGCACAGGCUAAUAAGGGAAGACACUUUGGUUUUAUGGAAUUGUUCUAAACAAAAAUAAAGUUUGGGCAAAGAGUUUUGUUUCUUUUUAGCCUGUGCGGACUACAGAGGCUGAUUUGGGACGACACUGCGCACAUGCAUUAGGCCCUGUUUUACCAGAAAGAGUCUCAUUUAAUAUAAAGGCUGUGCUCCAAAAGAACAUUGUUACUUACCUUUUAUUGUCAUAAAUUAAAGCCAAAAGAAACUGUACAAAUCAUAUUUAAAUGAUUUGUACUUUUUCCUUUGGCUUUUAUUUGUAUACCCCCAUUGCCAAUGGUAAUGGGGGUAUCCAAAUAAUAGCCAAAAAAAAGGUACAAAUCAUAUUUUAAUGAUUUGUACAGUUUCUUUUGGCUUUUUAGCUCACCUGUCACAAAGUGACAUGGUGAGCUUAUGUGAUGAAAUCUGGGUUGGGAUUGUAUUUGGGUCAUCUGGGGUUAAAAACUAGGUCACUAGGUCAAAUAAGAGAAAAACCUUGUGUUGACAGUAGAGGUCACAGUUUUCAUCCAAUCUUUAUAAAAUUUUAUCAGAAUGUUUAUCUUGAUUAAAUCCGGGUUGGGAUUGUAUUUGGGUCACCUGGGGUCAAACACUAGGUCACUAGGUAAAAUAAUAGAAAAACCUUGUGUAGACAAUAGAGGUCACAGUUUUCAUCUUAUCUUUAGGAAAUUCGGUCAGAAUGUUUAUCUUGAUGAAAUCUGGAUUGGGAUUGUAUUUGGUUAGUCAGGUGAGCGAUUCAGGGCCAUCAUGGCCCUCUUGUUUUUGUAUACUCCCAUUACCAUUGGUAAUGCGGGCUAUAUAAGAGUUUGUCAGUCUGUCCCAAAAUUUCAUCCGAUCUUCACCAAACUAGGUCAGAAGUUGUAUCUUUGUAUUUUUGGGGGGAGCAUAAAGUCGCCGCUUCGUCUGUCCGUGUGUCCGUCCGUGCACAAUUUUUGUCCGCGCUAUUUCUCAGCAACUAAUGACCAGAAUUUAAUGAAACUUUAUGGGAAGCUUCACUACCAAGAGAAGAGGUGCAUUUUAUCAGCCACUUCUGGUCGGAUGAUUUUUCACAGAGUUAUUGCUCUUUGAAAUUUUCCAUUAACUUUACAUAUGGUGCAAUUCUUGUCCCCAAACUACUGACUAGAAUUCAAUGAAGCUUUAUGGGAAGCUUAACUACCUUGAGGAGAUGCGCAUGUUAUUUGUGGGUUCUGGUUAGAUGAUUUAUUUAGAGAGUUGUAGCCCUUUGAAAUUGUUAAGUUGCUAAACCAUCCUUCGUAUUAUUUUGAUCAAAGUUAUGCCCCUCAAGAUGUUUCCUUUUAUCUUAAUAUAUAGUGCAAUAUUGUGACAAAAAACAUUUUGGGAGCAUCAUCCGUCUCCGACAGUUUCUUGUUUCAUAAUUGUAAUGCCAGUAGAAUUGUCACCCAUACAUUAAUCUAAGGGUUAAAAUUGUACAUGUCAUAUAGAUCGUUCUGUAGUGGAAAUGUUUACAAUUAUCACAUGUUUUGUCAUUACAAUUUGCCUAGAAAUUAAAUAUUGAUGUGUCAUAAAUUACUUUAAACAAAAGUAUUAUUUUCAUAACUGAUUGUUUCAGAAACAAUCCGGCUGCAUGUCUGUAUUUAGUUUGUAAUACAUCAAAGUCCUGAAUAUGUUAACAUAUAAAUUGUUUUAUGUCAUCAACGGAGCUUUUUUGUAUGCCCUUGAAUGUCAGUAUUAAAUAUGAAACAUUUUUUAUGGUCAACACUCUUAAAGCCACUUUCAUUACCAAUGGUUUCAGUGGUUUAAAGCAUUGCUGCUUGAGUUGGGCAGUUCUGUGUGUGACUUAAUUGAAACAUUGUGAACAAGAAAGAACUCACAUUUUUUUGCAUAAUCAUUUUGCACCUUGAUCGGAACUUUUGUUUUUAGCUCACCUGAGCACAACCUGCUCAUGGUGAGUUUUUGUUAUCGCCUUUUGUCCGUCGUGCGUCGUCCGCCGUGCGCCAUCAACAUUUGCCUUGUUAACUCUCUAGAGGCCACAUAUAUUGUCCAAUCUUCAUGAAAUUUAUUCAGAAGAUUGGGCUCAAUGAUAUCUUGGACGAGUUCGAAAAUGGUUACGUUUGCUUGAAAAACAUGGCUGCCAAGGGGCGUGGCAUUUUUCCAUAUAUGGCUAUAGUAAAACCUUGUAAACAUUUAUUGCAUAAUCUACAUGAAAGUUGGUCAGAAGAUUUAUUCCAAUAAUAUCUUGGACGAGUUCGAAAAUGAUGCCGGUUGGUUGAAAAACAUGGCCGCCAGGGUGCGGCGCAUUUUUCCUUAUAUGGCUUUAGUAAAACCUUGUUAACACUCUAGAGGCCACAUUUAUUUUCCGAUCUUCAUGAAACAUGCGCAGAUGAUUUGUCCCAAUGAUAUCUUGGAUGAGUUAAAAAAUGGUAACCUUUGCUUGAAAAACAUUGCUGCCAAGGGGCGGGGCAUUUUUCCGAAUAUGGCUAUAGUAAAAUCUUGUUAACACUCUAGAGGCCACAUUUAUUGUCCAAUCUUCAUGAAACUUGGUCAGAACAUUCAUUCCAAUGAUAUCUUGGACGAGUUCGAAAAUGAUGCCGGUUGGUUGAAAAACAUGGCCGUUUGGGGCGGGGCAUUUUUCCUUAUAUGGCUAUAUAUGGCUUUAGAAAAGCUUGUUAACACUGUAAAGGCCACAUUUAUUGUCCAAUCUUCAUGAAACUCGGUCAGAAGAUUCAUCCCAAUAAUAUCUUGGACGAGUUCAAAAAUGGUGCCCUUUGGUUGAAAAACAUGGCCGUCAGGGGCGGGGCAUUUUUAUGUCCCCCACUAUAGUAGUGGGGGACAUAUUGUUUUUGCCCUGUCCGUUGGUCUGUUGGUCUGUCUGUUGGUCUGUCUGUUUGCGCCAACUUUAACAUUUUGCAAUAACUUUUGCUAUAUUGAAGAUAGCAACUUCAUAUUUGGCAUGCAUGUGUAUCUCAUGAAGCUGCACAUUUUGAGUGGUGAAAGGUCAAGGUCAAGGUCAUCCUUCAAGGUCAGAGGUCAAAUAUAUAUGGCCAAAAUCUCUCAUUUUAUGAAUACUUUUGCAAUAUUGAAGAUAGCAACUUGAUAUUUGGCAUGCAUGUGUAUCUCAUGGAGCUGCACAUUUUGAGUGGUGAAAGGUCAAGGUCAUCAUUCAAGGUCAGAGGUCAAAUAUAUGUGGCCCAAAUCGCUUAUUUUUAUGCCCCCCUUCAAAGAAGAGGGGGGUAUAUUGCUUUGCUCAUGUCGGUCUGUCUGUCGGUCGGUCGGUCUGUCCGUCCACCAGGUGGUUGUCAUACGAUAACUCAAGAACGCUUGGGCCUAGGAUCAUGAAACUUCAUAGGUACAUUGAUCAUGACUCGCAGAUGACCCCUAUUGAUUUUGAGGUCACUAGGUCAAAGGUCAAGGUCACGGUGACUCGAAAUAGUAAAGUGUUUUUUUUAAUGAUAAUUCAAGAAUGCAUACGUGGCCAACAGGGCACACUCUGAACAAUAUAACUGAAGCAAUUGGUCUGUAAUCCUAAAUCUAUAAUUAUCAGUCCAAUGAAACAUCAUCCUUUUAGUAAAAUACAGUGGAUCAGUAAAAAUAUUAUCAGAAUAUGAGAUUUUUUGUAUAUUUUGUAUAUUAAAUAUUGUAUUAAUGUUUAA
Molecule: messenger RNA, 7951 nt
Organism: Dreissena polymorpha
Lineage: Eukaryota; Metazoa; Mollusca; Bivalvia; Myida; Dreissenidae
Exons: 8
Coding region: 452-4231 (1259 amino acids)
Cellular component (GO): nucleus
Source: RefSeq, a predicted model, not a curated record